Aspergillus saccharolyticus JOP 1030-1 is the source of this 822-nucleotide messenger RNA. RefSeq lists its product as uncharacterized. The coding region runs from base 93 to 608 and encodes 171 amino acids. The record is from RefSeq and is a predicted model, not a curated record. Lineage: Eukaryota; Fungi; Ascomycota; Eurotiomycetes; Eurotiales; Aspergillaceae. The transcript has a single exon.
AGCCUGGCAAACAUACGGUACAGUAACGCCAUGCGCUUCAGCUCAGACCCUGCACCUUUCACUGUGGUACACUGAUAUUGAUAUGCCGACCGAUGGCAACAUUGAGAUCUGGGCGGCUAAUAAUGGAAGAGACUGACGGGACCACAUCCGGGUGGUGGCAGUACACUCCGUUUGACCCUGUCAAUAAAGCACGGGUCUUCCUGCAGCUGAGACCCAGGAACUUUCAUCAUCGUUCUUUCAUCAGCUCUGCCGAGUUAACUCCAGCUCAGCCGAUGUGGAUUUUAUGUGCCACACCCUUCCUGAAGAGACCCAUGCAACUAGCGGUACAUAUGAUCCGGAUAGUCCUUCAAAUGCUGGCCUGUAAGAAGCCGUUGGGACAUGUACAGGUGCGCUCACCCGAGUCAUGCCUACAGCCAUCCGCGUGUUCCUCAGGCAUGUGCGUGCGCAAUACGGGCCUGGGACCGGGGGACACAUUCCUGCCUCUGCGCCCCGGACUUCACAGUCUCCUUUGGUUAUGUAAGUCUUGGAUGAGCUGGUCGGAUGAUCAUGGGCCACCCCAGGCAGUGAUUUACAAGCUUUCCUCGUCUGCACCGUCGAUCUGUCAGUGACACGGACCAACUCGGAUUACAAAUGGCCGGGAGUGAUAGUGCAAAAGUCGGUCUUCAAAAAGCCAAGAAUGCGAUGACUUCAAGCGGAGAGACCAGCUGCAUCACUUGGCGGGGGGGGGAAGUCAAGCUGAUGUCACAAAAGCAAAGUGAUGGAGCGGAUGUUUGUCAUCCCCAUCUGCAUCUCCUAUUACUUAGUUUCAUCUCGGCCCGGAUU